Molecule: messenger RNA, 2193 nt
Organism: Biomphalaria glabrata
Lineage: Eukaryota; Metazoa; Mollusca; Gastropoda; Planorbidae
Exons: 5
Coding region: 146-487 (113 amino acids)
Source: RefSeq, a predicted model, not a curated record
UUUACCUGGCAACGCAGUACUUCAUUAUCUCAGCAGUCUUCAUUUUACUUUUCGCAACAUUCAAGGUCUGAAGAUCUCUAUAAUAGACUUGGAAAUAGCAGAAGCUUAUCUUUUUUUUAUUGUUUUGCAGGGAAAGAAAGACUUAAUGGCUGCUUCAGGAAUCAAUGAACAUCAUGAGGCACUGCGUAAACAAAGAUUUGUUAACAGGCGAAUUUAUUUACAGAAACAAUUUUUGGAAAAACUGAAAAAUAAUCCAGAAGAAAUCAACAGAUACUAUUUUGAGAAAAAUGCUGAUCAAAAUGCAAAUGAUGCACAUCAGUGUUCAACAGCGGCUUGUUCACAUGAACUAGAGAGGCUGCAACGAAAAUAUGAAAGUGCUAGAUCUGAUGAGGAGAAAGCAAAUAUAAAGAAGCAUAUAGACUAUUUGACUUAUUCUGCAAAAAUCAAAGGACGCUACAAUUCAACAAACUAUGCACAACAAUGGUGAGCUGUAGAUACCGAUUACAGCAUGAGCAUCCUAACUUUCCACCUUGUGUGUAGUUGAUUCUUCAGCAUGGAAAAUCAGAUUGGUGUAAUUAAAAAAAAAAAAAGAAAUGCACUUUUGAAAUAAGUUAUAAUUUUUGUUUAUUUAGUUUGCAAUGUGCUUGUUUUUUGAGUGCCACUUUUGACUUAAUGUACAUUCACUAGUUUUUUGUAUUUUCUAAUAAAUGAAAAGGAACUCUUAGCAACUUACAUAUGGCCACCAAGGUUAUAGUCAGUCAGUAACAUCAAGGCAUUAAAUGUUUGCAUACUGACUUAUGCAGUAGGAACCAGAAUGUUUUUAUAUUUAUGUCAUUUUUUUCCACACUUUUUGAAUGAAAUAACUUAAGUUUGUUACAUGUUAGGUAAUUGCUCUAAAAGUUUUUGUACCUGUCAUCACAGCUUUGAUACAUGCACAAAAAUUAUUUCAAGUAGUGCUUUCAUUGUGCAUUUGUUUUACUUUUUUAAAAUAUUAUUUAAAGCUUUCAAAGUUCUCUUUCACUGCAAACUGUUCACCAUUAGAAAUAAGCUGCAUUCUUUAUUUAUAUUGAAAUUGUUUUAGCAUUAGAAAACACUUUCUACCGAUCUGGUUGGCCUCUUUCUUAUAUUACAAGAUUUUAUAGAAAUACACUAUUUGAGAUUUGCUAAUGUAUAAUGUUGUAUUUUUCUGAAAUACCUCUAGCCAUAAUGUUAAAUUUUCAUUCCCUUUUCACCUUUAAAAAAUCCUUUCCAUAGUAAUAACUAAAAAAAUAAAAGUGAAGGUCCAUAAAUGGUGCUGACUUGUAGUAUCUUUAAUAUUCUUCAGCAUUUGAAAAUAAAACAUUUGAAUCCAAUCCAAUAGAAAAUUGUUUUAAAAAAGGUUUCUGAAAAAUGUUUGCACUAAUUGUGUCAGGGUCUUUAUUUUUCAGUUCUGUAUUCGCUCCCCUAUUUGUAUACUUGCUGCUCAUUAGUUUAGUUAUAAAAGGUUUAGGAUUGCUUUCAAAGCAAGGACACAUACGUUUGACACCACUUGUCAUUGCAUUAGCAAUAUAUUCUAGAUCUAGUAGCUGUUUAUUAUAGAAUGUAGUAAAAAUAAAAGAUGGGCAUAAAAAGGACUAUAGUACAAAUGUACCAUGAACAAUUAGAUUUUUUGUCUGCUACAUUUUUUUUAAGCAAAACAAAUCAAAUGAGAUAGUGACAAUCUAAUUUAAAUGAAAUUAAACUGAAAGAAAAAUUACUAAAUGGAGAGGUGCAAGGGGGGGGGGGAGGUCCUGUCCAUUGUUUAUUUUACAGUAUUAUUUAUUUUUAAUAGCCUGUGUUCAUCCUUUUGUUUGAAAUGUCGACCUACAGUAUUAUAAUUUCAUGCUAUUUAUUGUGUGCCUUUUAGAAUGUUUAUACUUAUCAAUAUUUAACAGAAGAAUGUAACUAAUUUAUCUUUCUCUGUUCUGUCUCUCUCUCUCUAUAUAUAUAUAUCUGUUAAAAUAUUUUCAUAUUACAGAGUAUUACAAAAAUAAAAUUCAAUGUGGACAUGAAGUUUUUUAUACAUUGAAGUUUACACUUUAUUAUUGGUUAAUCUGUUUCAUUUUAAUUACUGCUAAUGUAGACUACAUGUUAACAUUUUUGACUGUUUUUAUAUUAGCACAUUUUAUUCUUCUUGUGAUGUACACUCAGAAAUAUAUUUGUCUAUUUGGACAA